Messenger RNA from Trichoderma atroviride IMI 206040, 961 nucleotides. RefSeq lists its product as uncharacterized. The record is from RefSeq and is a predicted model, not a curated record. Gene Ontology annotation, cellular component: nucleus; cytosol. NCBI's taxonomy places the organism in Eukaryota, Fungi, Ascomycota, Sordariomycetes, Hypocreales, Hypocreaceae.
AUGACGGCCGAUGCCAUCUCCGGGUCCGGGCCCGCAUCCGGCUCGCUCGCAGCGAAGCCUCUCCGGCUGCUGGUCCUCGAGGCCGACACGCCGCAGCCCAACACCAAUGCAAAGUACGGCGGCUAUCGAGGCGUCUUCACGGCGCUGUUGACGGCGGGCGCAAAGGCCCUGGAUCCGCCGCGGCCGCUCGCCGACCUGGCCUCCAUCACGGCGCUCAACAUUGUCGAGGACACGCAGUCGUAUCCGCCGCUGGACGAGGUUGAUGCCAUCUUGAUCACCGGCUCGCGCCACACGGCGUUUGACAACGACCCCUGGAUCCUGAAGCUGGUGGAGUAUGCAAAGCAGGCCAUCGACUCCGGCCGCAUCAGAGUCGUGGGCGUGUGCUUCGGCCACCAGAUCAUUGGCAGGGCCAUGGGCGCGCCUGUCGGCAAGAGUGAUAAGGGCUGGGAGAUUGCCGUCACCGACGUCGACUUGACCGACAAGGGCAAGGCCAUUUUCCAGCUCGACAAAAUGCGCAUUCACCAGAUGCAUCGUGAUGUCGUUCUAGAAUUCCCCAAGGAUGCCAUUCCUCUGGGCGGCAACCAAAUAUGCCCCGUCCAGGCAAUGUAUAGCCCUGGUCGGUACAUUACCGUUCAAGGCCACCCAGAAUUCACCGCAGAAAUCGUUGGUGAGAUUGUCACCAACCGACAUAAAGCUGGCAUCUUUACGGACGAUGUAUAUACCGACGCCCUCAGUCGCCUGUCCAAUGAGCACGACGGCGUUGCAAUUGCAAAAGCCUUCCUCAACUUCAUGAGGCAUGGUUAAGUACAAGCAUAGAGCGACAGCACAGUUUUGCAGGAGCUAGUUUGGUACUAUACCCAGCUUCAUAUCCAAUCCAAUUCAUAGCUGGGGCCGGGGUCGGCGAUAAUAUGUACAUAUAUGUAAGGAUACUUUUUAGCGCAUGAUUUAUUUGUUCUAGAUG